CAAAAUGAAAUUAGCAUAUAUUGUAGUCUGUGUUUUAUAUUUCGCGUUCUAAUCUAGCCUCAGAAGAGAAAAAUUUGAAUCUACUAGGUACGCUUAACACAAGCACAAAUUUACUUUGUUUUGUAGUAUACCUUAAGUACUACUUUUCUUGAUUUCUCUUUUUGUAUAAUAUUUUUAAUUGCAGAAAUUGUUAAACUAUAAAACAACAUAAUAUGAUGAUGAUCAGUGGCGUAUCUAGGGUGUGGCAGCCAUGGGCGUCGUUUGGACAAAGGCGCACAAAACGGCGAAAAGUUUUAAUCAUGAAAUGCUUCAAUAGAAAAAUUUCAAACUGGAAAUGACAGAAACUCGUCUUUAACUCAAAUAAUAACGUACACCUCAACGUGCGUACAUUUCAACGUCUCAUUUCAAUAACAGUCGAUAAACGGUCAACCAACCAUCGAGGAGGGCGCAUUUUUAAACUUUUAUUGUACGUAGAUACCCCACUGAUGGUGAUUCUAAAGAUUUGCAAAGUUGCACUUUAACAAAGUUGAGUUGAAACCAAUGCAGUAAGAGUGCAGUCAAUGUUACAUAAUAUGUUGGUGUACUAUAGUGUGAAUAUUACCAUUGUUUAUAAGAAUAAAAUGAACCUAUGUCUGAUCCAAUUUAGAUGAAAAAAUUAAAAGGAAAUUUGAUUUAUUCUUAUUUGCAAACAGCACCAGAUAAAUGUUGACACUGAUUAAAAUUAAUGAACUCUAUGCUACCAAUGAUGUCACCAACUAUUGGUAAAAUAAGGUUAUAAAAUUAACAAUUUAUUAAGAAUAUAUAGUUACUAGCUGUGUUGCGUUGUCAGGGAUUUUAGAAUAAUUAAAACUAAGUCAUACUAAUGUAGUCUAUUCUGAAAAUAACUCAUUUAUUGGAUGAAUUUCUCGAAAGAAUAUUGAAGAACAAAAUAUGAACGACAUAGCAUCGGUAUCAAUUCAUCAUAGAGUCAAACGAUUUUUAUAUUCAGAAAAUAAAACAUGUGGUCACAUCGUAUUCUGUACAGAGGAAUUUCAUGAUGAAAAUUAUAACCCUUCGACUGCUCUUAUCAACAUUGACCAGUGUUCCGCCUUUCUCACAAUUCUCUCCCUCAUCGUCGAUCUCAUUUUGACGCUGGUAAUCACCAGUUCCAACGUUUUGAUAAUAUUGGUAAUAAGAAGAUCAGGAAAGCUCCACAACUGCCAAGGAAUAUUCAAAACAAGCUUAGCUAUGUUCGAUUUGCUCGUUGGCAUAUUUGUCAUACCGGGUGCAGCAUAUAACAAAAUUCGUUUUAUGCUUAUACCAUUAGACGGGAGCUUCAUGGACGUGCUAUUCCGUUCGAAUGAAGAUGUAAUCAAUAUAAUAUUUGGUGGUGCAUUGGUAAUUUCCUUGUCAGGAUCGUUAAUGAGUUUAUUCUUGCUUUCGUUGGAUCGAUAUCUUGCGAUAUCACGCCCGUUUGCGUACAAUGAUGGGAAAGUGAUGACAAAGCGGGUGGCUCAUUCUCUUGUUGUCAUUGUAUUGUGCAUUGCCGUUUUUCUUGCCUCUGUGCCGUUGGGAGAUCCAGACAAUUUCUAUUAUGUUGUUGACUAUAUGACCAUGGCAUUUAUAAUGGAGAUCAGAUUCAAUGCAGAUAAAGGUAAUAUCUAUCAUGGAUUGUUUUUCGUAUUGAUUAUCUUUGUUAUUCCGUAUUUGGCAAUUGUUGUCGUCACCAUAAUCACGUGGGUUGUAAUUAUCCGAGAUCACAGUCGGACAAAUGACCCUGGUCAUUUACCGCCACCUUCUCCAGGAGAAAAUCUAGAGUGGAAUAAUUUACACGAGUCCAGCGAAUGUGGAGAUGUUGAAUCAACUAUCAGUAACGAAGAUUCCAAUACAAAGAAAUUUUCUAUCGCAAAAGCGAUUCGAAAAAAUUAUAAAACUAGACGUCUCGAUGAUUCUAUGCAUCAAGUAACGAAGACGGUGUUGGCCAUCGUGGUCGUAUUUUCUUUGUGCGUCUUGCCGUGGAUAAUCGUUGAAGCAGAUAACUUGUCUGGGAGCAUCGAAGAGUUUAAAAAUAUAGAAAUAUUCGGACACGGUCACACUCCGACUCCACACACGUGUUACCCUGCAAUUUACAUGGUUUGCCUGUAUCUGAUGUUUUUAAACAGUUUCUGCAACUUUAUCAUCUAUAAUUUAAGAAAUUUUACCUUUCGUAAAGAGUUUCUCAAGUUAUUCGGCUAUAUAAAGUCUGAAGAUGGUUUCCAAUCGAAUAAUUCGAUGUCCGCCACAGAAAACGAAUCACAGCGCAAGUCACUGGGAUCAGAUUCUACUGAGAUUCAGAGUUCCAGGCGUUCGAGUCUCUCUUCAUCAAGAUUGGAUAUGUCAAAAAGGCGAGUCUCGGUAAUGACAGCACUUUCCAUGUCCCCUACAAGAUUAACAACUCUACAUGAAAUCCCUAGGGUGGAAGAGGUUGAAUGCCGCGAAUAACAGAAACUAUCCAGCUGGUUUAAAUGAGUUAUGCCACAGAAUCGUAUUCAUGAGUGAAUGAAGAAAAAAGUGUUUUUUAACUGUAAUUUGGCAAAACUUGAAUUUCUACAAUUUGACUUAACAUUAAAAUUUCCUCGAGAGCAACAUACCCCAUGCGAUGCGAUUUAGUUGGGAGUUUCUUAUCGUCAGUUUUUUUUAGCUCCUAUCCACUCAAACCUGAGUAAAACAAAAUCGCAUCACAUCAAAACAACAACGCGGUUCGUGGAGAUCCUGCACAAGCAGCGAGGGAAACCGGCCCCACAUGUCUAACCAGCAAGCUGUGACAACAAGAUGGCCGAACGGCUCUGCUGGCCCAAAAUUAUUUUGUCGGAGGGAUUUAUUUAAUUCUUCAGUAAUUUCUGUAAUAUACCUAAAUAAAUAUUUUGAAUGUUUGCGUCUUUUCACGACAACCAAGUAUAAAGAAGAUAACUGUUAAACAGACUUUCACCUUCAAGUACUGAAUAAGUAUUCGAGAAUUAAAGUCGAUUUGUCCAUUCGUUGAGAAGAAAACGUCGAUUUUUACGUACCAAAAAAGUUGCCCGACAACAAGACAAACAGUAGCACAAUUUAUCAAAGCCAUCCAUAUGGAAAUUCGUAUCCAAAAAUAUGCUUCAAAGAUAAAAAAAAAAAUUCAGUAGGGCCCUAAUUUGGUCACGCAUAUCGCUUACUGUAAUUUGAUUGACUGAACAUAUUUCGAAUACUCAUUGACCGUAUUCAGCCGGCCGUUCUAGGGCUUUGAUGGUACCACCACUACAUCCUCUAUGGGUCACAAUAUUAUCGCAUUUUAUAUUACAGCAGUUUUGAUGAUCGCGUUAUUUUUGCCAGUUACGGGUUACGUAAACCACCCUACGGCGGCGAGGAGUUCAGCAAUCCUUUCGCACAUAAUUAUCCCCAACUCGUCCGGUAAACCCAGUCCAUGUCUGGUAUGGUAUUAGCUAGCCAGUUAUUUGUCCACAUGUGUACAUUAUAUUUGAAAUAAAAUAAUGGUUUUCAAUAUAUUGUUGGUUCCACCGGUGAUUGAAAGGAUCUGUGCACCAAUAGCUGCUUACCUGUAGAUCCUCACUGGAGUACUAAAAAGGCGUAAAGCAGCAAGGUAAAAUAUUGCUCUUCAAAAAAAUCCAACCUUGAAGAUUUUCCUACCAAUCCUGUCAGCCAUAUAAAACAAAAUAGAAGCCAUGAUGUCGAUUAAUAAGAAUCAUUUUAUUGUGAAGGAAUUAUUUUAUCUACAUAAUCACCUGUUCAUAUUAAUUACUACGAACAAUUAUGGGAGUCAAUGCACAAGUGAACCAUCAUUAAAACAUAUACCACCAAUGAUAGGAACUGCUUAGAAACCAUGUUUUUAACUUUUUCUGAACAAGUAAACCGAAUAAAAUUUACAAGUUUUAAAAUGGUGGCAGGUUCGCGUAUUAUAUUAUUAGAUUUUCAAAAAUUGCAAGUAUACACUAUGGUUACAUCAUUUUAAACAUAUAAAAUUGGCGAAGACCGAUCGGAACAAAAAAUCAUAAACAGUAACUGGGCAAUAAUAGUAGCUAAACGAAAUUUUUGAAAGAAUUUUAUUUGAUAUUAGAACGAAUUUUCACACACUACAAAAAUUCUACCAAAGCACGUUAUGAACUGAAAGGAACUGUUUAAUCGAAAGAAUGGAACAAUGGGAGUCGGGGUAUCCAUGAAUAGGAUGUGUCAGUAUAAAAUCAGUAACUCAUCUGAUAUUUCAACUCGAUAUCAGAUAUGCAAUUGAAUAUCAAUAUUCAACUCAAUUUAAAUGGUCUUUAGGAUAAUGAGAUGAGAUGACAUGAAAAACUUUAUUUGGAGCAAGGAUGUAAAUGCACAUUGCACUUUGAAAUACAAUGAAAUUGAUUUGGUGUAAUUAUUAAAUGGGUAAUUGGUUUUGUAUAUAAAAAUGUGUAUGUGGCCAAAUUGAGGUAGUAACAUUUCGCGUCUUUCUUCUAUAACAAAUGAAAAAUGUUAAACACAAAAUCAAUCUUACAUAAUGGUAUUUUCAGUGCACGAUUUUGAAGCUGAAGAAGUAAAUGAAGAACUACAAAAUGCUUUUACAACACUACACACUAUGGCUAAAUAAUAUUAACAGUAGAGCUUCGAGUAUAUUUCACAUUCUAUUUGAAUUCAGACCAGUUUAUCAAAUACUACAAUAUGUUUCCUUCAAAAAAUUUAAAAAGAGAUGUUUUAAUGUUGAUAGUGAUAAUCUUCACAAUAAGAAAAAUGUAUCAACAUGAUUGUAUUUAAACUAUAUCAAUGUUGAUAUUUUGAGAUUGGAACCAGUUUCAAAUAAAAUUUCUUAUAAUACCACUAUUACCUAAUUUAAGCACUUGUGAUAUUUCAAAUUAAAACCAAAAAAUAUGAAAUGUGUAGUUCAGGUCAAUGCAAUUUGGCAUGUAAUAAACAAAAUAGUAUCAUCCCUUUUCCCAAGAUGAUGAA
Messenger RNA from Styela clava, 4935 nucleotides. RefSeq lists its product as uncharacterized. Gene Ontology annotation, biological process: G protein-coupled receptor signaling pathway. NCBI's taxonomy places the organism in Eukaryota, Metazoa, Chordata, Ascidiacea, Stolidobranchia, Styelidae. Gene Ontology annotation, cellular component: plasma membrane. Gene Ontology annotation, molecular function: G protein-coupled receptor activity. The record is from RefSeq and is a predicted model, not a curated record.